Molecule: messenger RNA, 2658 nt
Organism: Lasiosphaeria miniovina
Lineage: Eukaryota; Fungi; Ascomycota; Sordariomycetes; Sordariales; Lasiosphaeriaceae
Exons: 4
Coding region: 136-2523 (795 amino acids)
Source: RefSeq, a predicted model, not a curated record
CGCAACACCAAACCCCAUUUCCCCGAGUGUCACCAAUCUCAUCACCUCCCCUCCUCCAACACAUGAUCGCUAGCCAGUCAUCUUCUUUUCUACUAUCGUUUUGAGAAAAAAGAAAAGGCUGGCAUCGCCGCCACCAUGGCAGCAGAGACUAGCUGGUUUCGCGGCUUCCAGCGCUCCCGCGGAUCCGCGCCUACCACUGCUCCCUCCAGUGCCAGCGCCGGCUCGGCCAUCUCCACGACCGCGAUUGACGAUCGCGAUGCCGCCGACCAGGAGAAGCAGCAGCCGCACCUGCUGUCUCCUACCCGGCGACGCCUGGCUCGUCCCUCGAUCCACCGCGUCUCUAGCCUGUUGAAUCUCAGCAUCGGCGGAGGAGGCGGCAGUAGCUCGUCCCAUCACAACCUCCUUCGCAUGACGACGACUCCCUCGCCGCCUCUGGUCGCUGCUGGUAAUACUGGCGGCAGUGGUGGUGACCGGGGAGUUAGAAAUGCUCUCGGCGACCACGGGGAAGACGCACACCACGAAGACACUUGGCACAACCCCAACAUCAUGCAGAUGGUGGAAACCCUCCAGGCUGCCAUGAUGAGCAAGAGAGAUUCGUUAGCGCCAAUCCCGAUCAUGUACAAUUCGUAUGUCCUUGCUUUGCUGGAGGGCUUUGCUCAGACCACACGACAGCUCCGUAAUGCGCAGAGCGAUCUUGACGAGCUCAAGGACCUGCGCAAGAAGGAGUUGGAGCAGUUCCGCAGCAUAAGCGAAGAUUGGAUGCGCCGCGAGGGAGAGUACAAGGCAGAAAUAAAACGCCUCGAACUGACGCUGGCCAAGGAGAGCAAAGAUGGCGUCUUAUCCGUCGCUUUGGCGCGACAGGAGAGUGUGGUGGACCGGUCAGAAUCGAAGCGUUUUCAGGCCCGGCUGAAGAGAAUGAGCAUUUCGCAGGAGCACGACUCGGACGACGAAAAUAUGGAAAAGCCUAGACCGGCGGGUCCUUUGGAGGCAGUCACCUGCUACACAAGGAUAGGAGACAUCCCGCGAAUCUUGAACGAAGACAACGAUAUAUUCAUGAGUUGUUUUGUCAAGGCGCGAGAGAAAGAUCAGCAGCGACAUCAGAAACUGAUGACUGGUGCGGAUCCUGUCGGAAACUCCAGAGCGCCUCAGCAUCAGAGGUCAAAAGCCAAACGUAGGCAAAAUCUGAGACAGACACUCGAUCAAAUGUCACCUGGCCAGAGAGGUUCGCAGACACACCAUUAUGCCGGUACUGCAAAUCUAGUCCAAAACCAGCUCAUGCAGUCUCAUCUGGAUGCAAAUGAUCGGGAAACUUCUCCAGGAAGUGUUGAGCCAAUCUCCUCCGGAAGCUCGAGGACGAGUUCGGAGUCUUUUAUUCCAACACACUAUCGGGACAGCGAUAAUGCUCCCCAGGUAGCUUCAGACAAUGACUCGCUUCCUGAUCAUAUGCCGCAGCCGAGUUCAGGCCAGGGGGAUGGCGGCAAAUAUGGAGGCAUGAGCCUUAAUCGACAAGCAAAGUACAGAGACGAGGCUCUUGUGUUGAGUGAUGAUGAUCACGCCACUGAGGGCACCCAAAGCAUGAACUAUUGUGGCGCCAUUGGGAGUGGAACUAAUCGGGGUCCAAUCUCUCGACCGCAGCGGAGCCGUGGCUAUUCGUUUGAAAAGGGCGUUGAUGAGACGUUGUCGCUACAGUCAGUUGCAAACGGCCCAGAAGCCGAUUGGCACCCAACUCUGGCGAGUACAACCGCGGACCGACAUUUCUUGGCCUCACAGGCGUUUGAGUUACGCCCCGGCGGAUCUGAGGACCUUGUCGGCCGUCUCUAUCCAAGGGCUUCUGUAUGGCCGAAGUCACCCUCGAGCCCGGCACCAACAACUGUCUCUAGUCUCGAUUUCGGCUUCAAUCAUCUCACGCCAUCGACCUCGGCGGAUUCUGUGGUUUGGGUUGGGAAUGGUCCCAUGCCCAAAGCCUCCGGAGACUCGCUUAGCCCGACCGGAGCCGUUGAGGUUGAGAAGAACAAAGGCUCAACCUCUUCUGAUCACGCGGCCACCGCUCCAACGGAGUCUCCAGGGCCUGCUAGAAGAAACUCUACCCAGCUGGCCAACAGAACCAAAGACCGGACCAAGGCAAAUGGUACCGUUCCCGGUACAUAUACGCCUGUGCUGUCGAGUCCCAGAGUCAUUUUGGACACGAGAGAGUAUGAGCCGAAGUUUUUGGUACUUUUUGGUGGUACGGGUGGCGGUACUGAGUUAGCUUUGGGUGCAACAACCCAAACCGAUGUUGAUCAGGUGGUUGCAAAACCUUUUCUAGGGCCGAGAAGUGUGUCGACACAAUCUUUGACGCUAGCCACGGGUCGAUCAACGCCAAUCAGCGUGUCUCCUAGCUGGAACGUGUCAGGAAUUCAAGGAGCAUCAGAGACAGCAACUGAUGCGGCCAGAAUUGCGGCUGCUCGGGCUUUGGCUAACCGGCCCCAUGAUCGAGCGAAUAAGCUCAAGCCAGCUCGGUCAGGCCCGCCGGGAGAGAAAUGAUGCAUUUUUCGAGGCUAAUCGCCGGGAAUCUGUUGGCGUCUCGUCCCCUUGGUUCCAGCCUGGUAGGGUGUGUGAACUUAUCAGGGCCCAGAACUUUCCAGGACGCAAGGCUUAGGUAGUGGAGCGGAGUUUCUC